GUCCAGCUGUGAAGAAAAAGCCGCUAUUUUUUAAUGCACGCGCGCUAAUCACGCGUGAAAUUAUGCGCAGUAGGGAUACGCAAUGCAAUACUGGGAAGGACCUUAAAGGAGCGUCGAGCCUUGGAAAUUUUCCGAAAUGUUUCAAAAGUCGUCCGUUUUAAUUCCGCCAGACGGCAUUGCCAAUUAAUUCGUCAUUUAAUCAAGAUGUUUGGUGAUGUUCUAAUGUUCAGUUAUCUGGUAAAAACAUAAUCUCAAAGUGGCGCCCAAGUUAUCAGACAGAUUAGUCCGGGGAUCAAGAUAGAAACUAAGUUUAUGAUAAUAAUGAGAGUUACACCAUUAUUCUUCUUUUUGCAGAAAAAGUGCAUGGGAAAAUGCAAGAAGGCAACAAUGCCGGGCGAACUAGUUGAAGAGGAAAACGAUCCUCACCAUCGUCAACAUCAUCCUUCUUUACCGCCUAACGCGAAAAAGUGUAUCCAUGAGUGCCACGAGGAACAUAAGCUAUCAAAACCGCCACCGCCACCAAAAGAGCCGGGCAGGGUUGCUGACGAGGAAAAUGAUCCACGCCGCCCUCGUCCUUCUUCUGGGCCUCACAUGCCGUCAAAUAUGCCGCCAACGGAAGAUGUCCGUUCUAGUCCCAGUCAUCCUCAUCCUAGUCCCAGUCGACCUCGUUCGUCCUAUUUUUUCGCUUGAGUUGGUAAGCUCAGUUUGCUUCAUUUCUAAUAGUCAUCCCUUAGUUACUGCAUGUUUUAAUCGUAAGUAACAUUGUCAAACGUUAACAAACAAUUAUUUUCUUGAGUUUCCCGGAAAGUUUUCAUGCUGAGAAUUGAGUUAUGUAACUGUAGUUUGAAACCGUACUGUAACAUUUGACUGAGCUGCUUUAUUUCAAUUUGUCCAACCAUAAUCUGUCAGAGUGGGCUAAGCGUUACAGCUUGAUGAAGUGGUCUGAUGAUUUUCCCAAGAUUCAGCUUCCUUCGAGAAACAUUAACCCAAAGUUGCACCCGAGUUAUCAGAAAGAUUAUUCGGGGCAUCAAAAUGGAAACGGAAUUCGUAAAAUAGAUGAGGUUUAUAUUGUGCUUUCUUUUGCAGGACGACGAUUGUAUAGCCCUGUCUGUAGUGUGCUCGGGAACGUAUCUGGAACUUGUGGUGUUUUGUCGGUGAGGGCCAGAUGCCUGGACAGCCUCGUCCCACGAUCAUUUUUCAAGACCACAUGAAGUUCAGGCAUGUGUAGUUGUUGUGUAAUUGUAUUGUAACAUUUGACUGAGCUGCUUAAUUACCUAAUAAUAACAGUAGUCAUCAUCAUCAUCA
Orbicella faveolata is the source of this 1305-nucleotide messenger RNA. RefSeq lists its product as uncharacterized. NCBI's taxonomy places the organism in Eukaryota, Metazoa, Cnidaria, Anthozoa, Scleractinia, Merulinidae. The record is from RefSeq and is a predicted model, not a curated record.